Messenger RNA from Macroventuria anomochaeta, 306 nucleotides. RefSeq lists its product as uncharacterized. The record is from RefSeq and is a predicted model, not a curated record. Lineage: Eukaryota; Fungi; Ascomycota; Dothideomycetes; Pleosporales; Didymellaceae. Bases 1 to 306 code for a protein of 101 amino acids. The transcript is spliced from 2 exons.
AUGGGCGAUGUAUUCGACCUGGGUUCGGCCAUCUUCGUACCUAAGCCAUACGCUCGUUUUCAAAUCCCACUCAAGGUCAAGAUGUGCUCCUACACAUACUCCUGGUACUACUGCAACCACGAUUACUACAUCUGGGCCAACUCAAUUGAGAUCUGCGCCUCGCGCCUUCUGUCCGGCUACUCCUACGACGCCUGGAGCAUCGACAUGUGCAAGAACCCCACAGUCAAAUGCGGUGGUUUCUCCAACUUCUAUUGCAGCGAUUGCUCCGAAGAUGUGAAUCUCGAGUUGCAGCUCGACGAAUGGUGA